This is a messenger RNA of Exophiala xenobiotica, 2560 nucleotides long. RefSeq lists its product as uncharacterized. The record is from RefSeq and is a predicted model, not a curated record. The coding region runs from base 313 to 2109 and encodes 598 amino acids. The transcript has a single exon. Lineage: Eukaryota; Fungi; Ascomycota; Eurotiomycetes; Chaetothyriales; Herpotrichiellaceae.
CCAGCAAAUCCGCCGUCGGUUGAUGCUCGUGAGGGAGUGAGGCUCGUGAGGGAGUGAGGCUCCUUCGCCCCUUCUGGGUUUCUGCUCAGCCACUGGCACCGGCUGUGCAUGAAAAGGCAGAAUCCAACCCCUCAUGAUGCCCUCAUGAAAGAAUCAAUAAUUGGUGGGCUUUUCCCUAACCAUCGUGCACCAGUUUCAACCGUCUUCAUCGACGCAUUGCUGCCGAUUCCAAGGUAAAUCAUGUUUCGUCUGCUGUUAGUCAUAACUCUCCAUGAUUCAGCUAGAGGCUUCAGCUGAAUCGCCAUCGGGAAAAUGGCCGAGGUAGGCGUGGCAGCCUCACUCAUAGGCAUUGCGACUUUCGGCAUCCAGCUGACCACCACACUUUACAACUUCGGAGCAACAGCUUCGUCUGCUAGAGAGCACACAGAUUACAUCGCUCGCCAUGUUGCGCUGUACGCCGACGUGUUGGAGCUAUUGGCCCGACGGAUCGACGAUGACGAGCCAAUCCAUUCCCAUAAGGCCCUUGAUCUUGACGAUGAGAUCUACGACCAAUCUCAUGAGCUUUUUGAGAAUGUUAGGAGCCUCCUACCUGACAGGGCGGACAAGAUCAGUUUCAUGCAAAAAAUCAAGUGGAACUUUAAAAAGACGAAAGUCGAUCUGCUCGUCAGUGAAAUCGAGUACAUGAAGACCACAGUGAGCCUCCUAGUGAAUAUUCUCUAUGCAGGAAAGAAACUACGAGCCUCUAAGCGCAAGAGACGGUCGAAGAAGGCGGGAACCGAUGCAAAGCUCCAGUUCGCCAAGGCGCAAAAUGCCAUUGUUGACCAGAUGAAUGCGGCGACCACCAAGGAACAGUUGCAGGCCAAGGUUGAAGAAGACGAUGAGGAGGUGGUUCACGUGUUGACGGACAAAGGUGGACAGCGAGUCUCAUCUGCCUUAAUCAAGCACACUCCACAGAUUACUCACUUCACCAACAACGUCGCUCUCGUUCACUUCAACGAGUCGUUGCGACAAGCUAAGACUUCGUCCGAGCAGCGAGCUCUGGUGAUGCAGAAUUCUGUCAACCUAUUGAAGGAUCUACUCGACCAGUGGACAACAUUGGCGGAAGAAACCAAUCAUGCGAACGAGGAUGUCAGCAAUGCUGCCAGAGACCCGGAACCAAGCCCUUUCAGCGAAAAUCCGGGACGGCAAAGCAGCGGCAUGAGAAGCAAGUCGGCUAACCCUGGAGACGCCUUGAGCAGCCACGAGCCCUUGGAACAUGCGACGACCACAUAUGGACCAACGGCUAAUCUUCCAGAUACGCGGUAUACGACUUCCAUCGCAGAGAAGUACGCCGCCUCGCAGAAGAAGAUAAGAGACCUUGAAGACCAGUUGGCAACAUUGAAGAGUGAGAAGAGCAGAAUGGAGGGAAAUGAGGAAUUUCAUGGAGUAGGGGUGAUGGAUCCCUAUGAGAAUCGAGAUCCCUACGAUGGCAAACCUCAGCAACCAAGCGCCCAGAAGCAUGUCUACUAUGAAGACCAAGUUCCUCCGCCACCUGAAUCAUCCGAGAAACUCGAAAAGCCUAUCAAAUCAGCUUCGUACCUCGCCGCGGAUUGGGCAGCCAAGCUCAAGGCUCAAGCGGAAGAGAGCCGAGCCAGCAGAGCGGACGAAAGGCGAUUGGCCAGGGAGAAGUGGUGGGAAAGAACUGAGAAAGCUCAAAAUGGAAGACCCGCAAUCAUUGGAGAUAGAGACAUGGAUGACAUAGAGAUCCGGGCAUAUAUGAAAAUCGCUCAACCGAAGACUCGCCCUUACUCCGAUCGUCCUGCAGAAAGAUCCCGAAUAUCUCAACGAACAGACAGAGCCCGAGCCCUGGAUGAGGAGUGCAUUGAUGAAAGACGGGAAAGGUAUGACCGAGAUUUCGAAAGGCAUCAUCAAGAGAGCCGAAUUCUUAUUGAUAAGGCAACAACUCGUCCCAGCUUAGAACGAGCUGGACCAGACGCCUAUAAGUAUUGGGCCGCGUCCAAACCAAGAGGUGGCCGUGAGAGCAGUUCUGACAACAAAAAGAGACCUGUUCGCGAUGAAACGAGAACCCCGCCGUUCACGGAUAAAUCAAAGAAGGCCUCGACGAGAUGAGCUUCAAGCGCUUUCUCAAUGAGAGCCUAAUCAACACCUUCAGGGUAGUGCAGUCGAAAGCAGCCAUCAUUUUCGAAGAGGAGGACGGAUCUCUUACUACGGAGUAUCUCUGAAGGGGACUGUUUCUGUUCCAUAGAAGGCAAGUCAUUCCGGGAGAGGAUCCAGAGAGAUGGGGGGCUGAUGAGAAGGGACUAUGGGGAGUGAUCGUGGCAUCGGCUCCCGAAGCGGCGGCGUUUAUUAAACCCCCUUCGAUUCUCCCACUAGCUGCUUCAAAUAUGCAUUUCCAUCACCUGUGUCACGAACGUCAAGACACCAGAGUCUGGAGCAGCUGGCGACCGGUAUAGUUAUCGUGUACCGUUUGCAUACGAGGCUUACCUCCUUUUGCUUCGAGUCUUGUUACGACAUGGAGAGUCAAGGAACGUACAUCUGCUUAGCUCUUGAUUAUUCGCUU